AUGCGUUACGAAUUGAAAAAUUCCAAGAAUACUUCCGACAGUUUUGAACAUGCUCAAAACUGUCGGGUGCCUAUCCAGACGUUCCAGGAAUACCGAAGAAUGACCAGAAAGCCGCUAGGUUCUGGUCACCUUAGGUUAAGCUGUAAUAGCCCAGAAUGUCCCAACUGCCCGAUCAGCAGCCCACAAUUUCCCAACUGCCCGUACACCAGCCCAGAAUGUUCCAACUGCCCGAACAGCAGCCCGAAAUAUCCUAACUUCCCGAACAGCAGCCCAGAAUGUUCCAAUUGCCCGAACAGCAGCCCAGAAUGUUCCAACUGCCCGAACAGCAGACCAAAAUGUCCCAACUGCCCGAGCAGAAACCCAGAAUGUCCCAACUGCCCGAACAGCAGCCCUAAAUGCUCCGACUGCCCGAACAGCAGCCCUAAAUGCCCCGACUGCCCGAACAGAAGCCCAAAAUGUCCAAACUUCUCGAACAGAAGCCCAAAAUGUCACAACUUUUCGAGCAGAAGCCCAAAAUGUCACACCUGCCCGAACAGAAGCCCAGAAAUGUCACAACUUCUCGAACAGAAGCCCAAAAUGUCACAACUUCACGAACAGCAGCCCAAAAUGUCACAACUUCUCGAACAGAAGCCCAAAAUGUCACAACUGCAAGAGCAGAAACUCAGAAUGUCCCAACUGCCCGAACAGCAGCCCAGAAUGUUCCAACUGCCCGAACAGCAGCCCUAA
Molecule: messenger RNA, 726 nt
Organism: Gigantopelta aegis
Lineage: Eukaryota; Metazoa; Mollusca; Gastropoda; Neomphalida; Peltospiridae
Product: vacuolar protein sorting-associated protein VTA1 homolog
Exons: 2
Coding region: 1-726 (241 amino acids)
Source: RefSeq, a predicted model, not a curated record